This is a messenger RNA of Humulus lupulus (European hop), 1144 nucleotides long. Its product is annotated as ras-related protein Rab7. Gene Ontology annotation, cellular component: vacuolar membrane. The coding region runs from base 210 to 833 and encodes 207 amino acids. The record is from RefSeq and is a predicted model, not a curated record. The transcript is spliced from 7 exons. Gene Ontology annotation, molecular function: GTP binding; GTPase activity. NCBI's taxonomy places the organism in Eukaryota, Viridiplantae, Streptophyta, Magnoliopsida, Rosales, Cannabaceae.
UUACUAUUAUUAUUAUUAUUAUUAUUAUUAUCCAGGCUGUCGUUUCUUUCGGGCUCGGUUGCUUGGCACCAAAAUCCAAAGCCAGCCCCUCCUUCCUCGACAAAUUACGGAUUCAAUAAGGAAAUUUUCCUCUCUCCAAUAACUUUUGAAUCCCAAAUUCAAAAGCCAUCAUUUUUUUUCUUCGAUUUUCAUAAAACUUAAUUCCAUCCAUGGCUUCUCGUCGGCGUAUGCUCCUAAAGGUGAUCAUCCUUGGCGACAGCGGGGUUGGGAAGACAUCGCUGAUGAAUCAGUACGUGAAUCGGAAGUUUAGUAAUCAGUACAAGGCAACAAUUGGGGCUGACUUUCUGACGAAGGAGGUUCAAUUUGAAGAUAGGCUAUUCACAUUGCAGAUUUGGGAUACGGCUGGACAAGAAAGGUUUCAAAGUCUUGGUGUGGCUUUCUAUCGAGGUGCAGAUUGCUGUGUUCUUGUCUAUGAUGUUAAUGUAAUGAAAUCUUUUGAAAAUCUUAACAAUUGGCGGGAAGAGUUUCUGAUUCAGGCUAGUCCAUCCGACCCUGAGAACUUUCCAUUCGUUGUGUUGGGGAACAAGGUAGAUGUUGAUGGUGGAAACAGUCGGGUGGUCUCUGAGAAGAAAGCUAAGGCAUGGUGUGCCUCUAAGGGAAACAUACCGUACUUUGAAACAUCUGCCAAAGAAGGGUUUAAUGUUGAUGCUGCUUUUGAAUGUAUAGCCAAAAAUGCACUCAAGAAUGAACCUGAAGAAGAAAUAUACCUUCCUGAUACAAUUGACGUUGCUGGUGGAGGGCGGCAACAACGAUCGACUGGUUGUGAAUGUUAAGAGGUCUUCAAAGGGCUUUGCUCUUCGUAUCAAUUCUACAAUAGACCCUUAGCAUUUGGUGAAUAUAAUUUAGUUGCUUUUUAACAAACGUAUACUUUAUCAUCAUCUAGUGAAGGUUAUGAAAUUCUAUUUGUAUCAUAGAUGGAUCAGGAGAAAGACAUUUUGUCUAUCAUUCUAUCGCUUUCGUUUUCCUUUUGCUUGUAUCUUCUUUUAUGGCUCUAUUCCAAUGAAGUGUGAAUUGCAUAUGUUAUUGUACUACUGGAUAGUACUCGCAAUCAUGAUUCAUGACUCAUACUUCUUGACCGUCUGCA